AUGAUCAUCCACGACCGCUACACAACUGACGCUGCACAUGUAUACGCCGCUCAGGCAACCGCUCCAACCUAUGCUAGUCAGCCAAAAUAUGUUCCUGGAAAAGUGUUUGACAGAUUCAUCGAGAUCUGGCUAGAGAACACCGAUUACGACAAAGCAGCUGGAGAUCCGAACUUAGCAUUGCUAGCGAAGAAGGGCAUCACUCUGUCGAAUUACUUUGGCGUCACCCAUCCAUCGCAACCUAAUUAUGUUGCUUCCGUGGGAGGAGACAACUUCGGCAUGGACAACGAUGAUUUCAACCAAGUCGCCGCGAACGUCAGUACUGUGGUCGAUCUGCUCGAAGACAAGGGGAUCUCUUGGGGAACUUACCAAGAAGAUAUGCCAUUCACAGGCUUUGAAGGGUUUGCUUGGAAGAACCAGAAGACCGGAGCGAAUGACUAUGUCCGCAAGCAUAAUCCUCCCGUCAUCUACAAUGCGAACACCAGUCCGAGGAGGCUUUCAUACCAGAAGAAUACCACUGUGUUCUUCGAAGACUUGAAAGCGCAUCGUCUGCCCCAGUGGAGCUUUAUUACGCCAAACAUGACUAGCGAUGGCCAUGACACAACGGUUAUUGUAGCCGGAACCUGGUGUCGAAACUUCCUCGAGCCUCUUCUUAACGAUUCUUACUUCAUGGAUCGGACCCUGAUUCUGCUGACAUUCGAUGAGAAUCACACCUACAAUGUCGGCAACCGUGUGUUCAGCAUUCUCUUGGGUGGUGCUGUUCCUCAAAGCCUCCACGGCACGACAGAUAAUCAGUUCUAUAAUCACUACAGCGACAUCGCGACCGUAGAGGCGAACUGGAAUCUACAUACGUUGGGUCGUUGGGAUGUUGGCGCGAAUGUGUUCAAGCUCGUUGCCGAUCACACUGGAGAUUUGUAUCGUCCAUGGGACGCGGUGACAGGUGUCAACGAGACCGUGUUUUUGAACUCUUCCUUCGCAGGUCCUUUCAACACCGGAUUCGAAUCGGCUCCGUAUCCGAUCCCGAACGUGAACGCUGUGUCUCCAAAGACGGGACGCACAGUACUUCCAAGUAUUCAGAAGGAAUAUGCCUCUAGCAAGGCAUCGACAUACUACACCAACGGAGUGGAGAUUCCGGAUGGCCAGCAUCCUCCCAAGGGCUAUGCUGUGAACACUGCAGACAAUUGA
Messenger RNA from Pseudocercospora fijiensis CIRAD86, 1182 nucleotides. RefSeq lists its product as uncharacterized. Gene Ontology annotation, molecular function: hydrolase activity, acting on ester bonds. Gene Ontology annotation, biological process: phospholipid catabolic process. The record is from RefSeq and is a predicted model, not a curated record. The coding region runs from base 1 to 1182 and encodes 393 amino acids. NCBI's taxonomy places the organism in Eukaryota, Fungi, Ascomycota, Dothideomycetes, Mycosphaerellales, Mycosphaerellaceae. The transcript has 4 exons.